Serendipita indica DSM 11827 is the source of this 657-nucleotide messenger RNA. NCBI's taxonomy places the organism in Eukaryota, Fungi, Basidiomycota, Agaricomycetes, Sebacinales, Serendipitaceae. The record is from the annotation of a GenBank genome assembly.
AUGGGCCUGUUGUACGCAAGUAUCGUCCUCUCUUCGUCCUAUGGGAUCUUGGUUUCGCUCUUUUGUGGUGCAGAGACGAAUUACAUCUCAACAAAGGCGUUUGCCGACGUAUGCGAGUGGACAGUUGGACUGAAAUUCGAGGUCGAGGGCAAAGAACAUUUGGACAUUGGUCCAUCCGUGGUAGUUUACAAUCACCAGUCUCUUCUGGACAUUGUUUUCAUAGGACGCGCGAUGCCCCGCCGUUCUACCGUGCUCGCGAAAAAGGAGCUCAACAACGCCAUCUUCGUCGACCGUUCAUCCUCUCAGCACGCGCAAUCUCUGGCGUCGCUCCAUAAAGCAGCGCAGCAACUCUUGUUCACACAAUCCUCGCUACUCGUAUUCCCCGAGGGCACAAGGACACUCAGCAAGGAACAUAACAUGCGAACCUUUAAAAAGGGCGCUUUCCAUGUGGCCAUUGAGGCCGGUGUGCCCAUCGUCCCUGUAGUGUGCGAAAACCACUGGAGAAUAUACAGGCCGGGCGUGUUCAAUGGUGGGAUGUGCAAGAUCUCUGUCCUCCCACCAAUCUCGACCAAAGGUCUUUCGUCUGCCGACGCGACGCGACUUUCCGAAUCGACACGAAACCUCAUGCUCGCGGAACUAAAUCGCAUCUCACAAUAG